This is a messenger RNA of Paraglomus occultum, 3105 nucleotides long. NCBI's taxonomy places the organism in Eukaryota, Fungi, Glomeromycota, Glomeromycetes, Paraglomerales, Paraglomeraceae. The record is from the annotation of a GenBank genome assembly.
AUGAAUAGCUUUCGUCCCGCAGAAAAUCCAUACGGUCCACCGUCGGUGCCACAGUCUUCACGGAGUGAUCACAAACGUGAAGAGUCACCACCGCAGAGAUCAAACUAUCACAAAGAUCAUAACCGAUCAAGGGGACUAAGGCAAUGGAGGAAUGGUGGUGGAGGGAACGGCAGUGGAAACGGAGGUAAUAGUGGGAAUUCAAGAAUGCGAUCGAGGAAUAAUUUCAACGAUCGUAGAUCCCGCGAGAAGAAUAGGGAUUCUUGGACCAACAGACAUUAUUCGGACAGGCCACGUCACCGUGAUUCUGGAUCUCAUAGAGAUAGAAGAGAUAGCUGGGUUUCGAGACCGUUUCAACAAGAUACUUGGUUUCCACGUUCUUACCGUAAUCAUAAUAGAAGUAAGUCACCCCGCCAUAAUAGACGACAUACUUGGAAUCAGGAUCAUUAUCCUCAAUACCAACAGUCUACAUCGUCUCAGAGUAAUUGGUCAAACUCUUCAUCAUCGGCUAAUGCUGUGUCUUCCACCACGAACAAGACGUCUCCUGCAUCUCACAAUUCACAACAAAACGUUUCUCAUAGAACAUCACCACGUGCUUCAUCACCUCAACAGGUUCUACCUGCAACUCCACAACCUUCGACAUACGACACACCGCCACACACUUCUCAACAUCCUACGCAAAUGUCAUCAUUACAGUCACCGCAAACAGUAGCACCGAAUUCAUCACAGAUACCAAUUGAACAACACGCAUCGCAUAUGAUAUCUCAACAUUCAUCGCAAAUACCAGGAAUACCAUCUUCACAACAUUCACCAAUUCCAGCACAAUGUCCACCACAACACAAUUCAUCCGUUCCACCUCAUCCACAACAUCAGACUCCACUUCAUCAAUCUCAGAUGACCUCCCAACAAGGUCAACCACAACAUUUGACACAAUACUCCCUACAAAACCCAACCCAACACCAGCCCCAACAUCCAUCACAGCACCAGCCUCAGCACUCUUCACCACACCCUCAUCGUCAUCCCCCACAACAUCCUCCACAACAUCCUCCACAACAUCCCCCACAACAUCCUCCACAACAUCCUCCACAACAUCCUCCACAGCAACCAUUACAUGCAUCUCUGCAAUCCGCUCAUCAACAUCACAACCUUGCACCAGCACCGCACAUGCCACUCCGAUCACACGUUCAACCUGGCUCACUAGUUCCCCCAUCUGCACCACCUGGCCAACUUCAAUCUGGGCCAGCUGGUAUACCCGGAGCCCCCGGUCAACAUGCUCAACUCCCCCCUUACGCUGACCAAAAUUUCCAGGAACCGGCUCCAUUUCAAGGACAAUUACCUCCCCAGAUAUCUACAUGGGAACAAAAUACUGUUGGAUAUCCACAACCUCAACCUCCUGGACACCAUUAUGCUGAUGCUUAUUACGGCCAAGCAUCGUAUGAUCAGUAUGCAUCUCAAUACGGCGGGUAUUUAAACACUGGAGACAAUAUAAACUAUUCAUAUGGGGACAUUGACCGGCAACAGCCAGCGUAUACAUCACAACAGCAUCAACCGCACAUGUUACAACCACCACAGCAAUAUCAAAUUCCUCCUGGGAUAGCGCCUCCACCUCCCGGGGUGACGCAGAUUACACAUCCGAUGCAUUCAGUGUUAAUGUCACAUCCGCAAAAUACUCGGCCACCAGACCCAUCUUCGCAUAUGGGUAAUUUGGGACAGGGGCCACAUUCGUUGCCGCCUCAGGUUCCACCGCAGGGUCAUCCAGUCCCACCGUUGGCUCCUCCACCGACGAUGGCUCUCAAGCCUAAUCAACCGUCAAAUGUUCCAGGAAAUGCGACAACAGCUGGGUCAACGUCUGCGCCAAUACCUCUUGGAACAAUACCGAUGGCACCUGGAACAACUGCAAAACACCCGCAUCCGGUAGGUGUUGCGCCGCCAAUGCCAAUUCUCCAUCCACCAGGAAUAUCAAAUACAACUAUAUCAGGAUCAUCCACGACAAGUGAUCAAGUAAUGAGCGCACCGCCACCAACUGCGAGAUCAGUUCCAAAUAUGACCCCUGAAAAGCCUCCUGCUAGGCGCGCUCAGACAAAUUCGCAACUGCCUGUAUCAGUAUCGUCAAGUGGGAAACCUGUUGAAUUAUAUGAGAAGUUGGGACAAGUUGGAGAAGGUACUUACGGGAAAGUGUACAAAGCAAGAAAUAAAAAGACAGGCCAAAUAGUUGCCUUAAAGAGGAUAAGAAUGGAGACCGAGAAAGAAGGUUUUCCUAUUACGGCCUUGCGAGAAAUUAAACUGCUUCAGACUCUUCGCCAUCAGCAAAUUGUGCGCCUGUUGGAAAUUAUGGUGUUCAAGGGUGACGUGUAUAUGGUCUUUGAGUAUAUGGACCACGAUUUAACUGGAGUGUUGUCAAAUCCACAGUUGAAAUUCGAACCUUAUCAUGUGAAGUGUUUAAUGAAGCAACUCCUUGAAGGACUUGCUUAUUUACACGAAAAGGAGAUCUUGCACCGGGACAUAAAAGGAUCAAAUAUCCUACUUAAUAAUAAGGGUGAAUUGAAACUGGCCGAUUUUGGACUUGCUCGCAGAUUGCAAAAGCGAAGAGCAGCUGAUUACACCAAUCGGGUGAUUACAUUAUGGUACAGGUCACCAGAGCUGUGCCUUGGUGCAACUGAGUAUGGGCCAGAAGUCGAUUUAUGGAGUGCUGGAUGCAUCAUGUUGGAGCUGUUUACUAAAAAGCCGGUCUUCCAAGGGACAGAUGAAAUUAAUCAAUUAGAGUUGAUAUAUAAACUUUUGGGUACACCUACGCGUGAGACUUGGCCGUCAAUUUUGCAGUUGCCUUGGUAUAAUCUAAUAAGAUUCAAAGAGAGAUACGAGUCUAAACUUAAAAGUGUAUAUGGAGACAUGAUAUCAUCGGGAGCAAUGGAACUCGUCGAGUCUCUGUUGUCGCUCGACCCAUCGAAACGACCGUCUGCGAAGGAAGCAUUGAAAUUCGAGUAUUUUACUUCCGAAGAACCAGUUGCAUGUUCACCAAACGAGCUUCCUAAAUUACAAGGAGAUUGGCAUGAGUAUGAAUCCAAGCAGCGAAAGAAAAAAAAUAGCACAACUACAUGGGACGCGUAA